Rhododendron vialii is the source of this 1002-nucleotide messenger RNA. RefSeq lists its product as uncharacterized. NCBI's taxonomy places the organism in Eukaryota, Viridiplantae, Streptophyta, Magnoliopsida, Ericales, Ericaceae. Gene Ontology annotation, molecular function: zinc ion binding. The record is from RefSeq and is a predicted model, not a curated record. The transcript is spliced from 2 exons. Bases 1 to 1002 code for a protein of 333 amino acids.
AUGAAGAAGUUGCGUGGUAUUUUGGAUGGAGAUACGAUAAGCAUUGUCUUUGUUUCUGACAGGAAUGCUGGAAUAAAAGCUGCAGUUCCCAGGGUUUUCCCUUCAGGAUUUCAUGGGUAUUGUCUUUACCAUUUGAAGAACAACCUUCGUGGUCGAUUGACAGGUGGAAGGAACAAGUAUAAAGAGCGCGUAAUUGGUCUGUUCAGUUUAUGUGCUUAUGCACCAAAUGAGAUGAAGUUUAAUGAAGAAAUGGCUAGGUUAAAGAAAGCAGGUGGGGAAGCAAGGAUUACAAAUUUCCUAGUUGAUUUGCCUUACGAACAUUGGGCUAAUGCUUUUUUCCCGGGACAGCGCUAUGGAGAGAUGUGGUCUAAUUUGGCUGAGUGCUUCAAUUCUUGGAUAGAGAAGGAGAGGCACUUACCGAUCACACAACUGGUUGAUCGAGUACGGAUCAAGCUUAUGGAACAGAUGUGUUUUAGGAAACAAACUGCAGCGAAGUGGCGUCAGGUUCUUUGUCCCACAAUGGAUGAAGCUUUGGCAAUUGCUUUUCAGGAGUCCAAGGCCUGGGAAGUAAAAUUUUCUUCACCAGAUGUGCUCAAAGUUUUAUGCAAUCCAUUUGUCAAGGUGGAUAUAGGGAGGCAUAGUUGCACUUGUACGCAAUGGCAAUUGAAUGGUGUACCAUGUGUGCAUGCAGUUUGUGCAAUUAAAAAGAGCGGGAAGUCACUGAACGCAUGUGUUGAACGUUACUUCCAUGUGGAAUGUUAUCGGGAGGCAUAUUCUAGACCUAUUAUGCCUGUUCCUACGCUGUGGAAACCUGAAGUUGCCAGUGAUGCUGUGAUAUUAUCUCCUAUUUCUAGAAAGCCACCAGGGAGAAAUAAGAAGAAGAGGAUUCGAUCUUUUGGGGAGAAGUAUGAAUCUUUUUUUGGGCGUGUGAACAACAUGGUGAAUUUUGUUUUUAGGGUGUGUAAAUGCUGUCAAAUAGACGGGGGUGAAUUCUAUAUUUAG